AUGUCUAUGCAUAUUAUGGAUUGGGGGAGUUCAAGUACCAGACGAUUUCUACAGGCAGUUAAAUAGUAAUAGUUGUGAUAGUUAAAUAAAUCAUAAGAUGGUCAUUUUGAACCUAAAAAUUCUUCCAUAUGAGAGCCAAGUAAUUUCACGUCAGAAUUUAGAGAAAAAUAGUAAAAAUAAAAGAAUACGAUGAUCUUAUCGGUAACCAGACUAUAUUGCCCCCACGGUUAUUGUCCAAGAACACAGUCUUACAAGAAACAAAUUGCAAACAACACAUGUUCAAUAUUCCCUGAUAUUAUUAUAUAAAACAAGAAAAAUGUUUCGAAAAUUGUAUUUUAAAUGAAAUAACUUAUCACCAAGUUUUUACCAUACAUUGAGCCUGUUGUUCCUAGCUGGUGCAUAACUAAAUACCAGGUAGAAUUAUUAUUAUUUGAUUGAUCUCGCGUAUUGUAUCUAGACUUGAGCAAGUAUGUUUUACUUCCACCUUAAUCACACAUCAGUACUGGAUUUUGAUUCCUUUUACUUAAAAAGAUAUAUGCUGAAAUAAUUAACGAAGUAUGACUUAGGACAGACAUAUCAAUAUAUUGUUUACUAACAAACGUCAUUUUAAAAAUUGCAUAGUGUAUUACACAUGUACAUCAAGGAAAACUAAUCUAUGAGUUUAUGCCUUGUGAGUCAUGUGUCUGUUAAAAGUAUGGUACAGUAGGUUUAACUGAUAUGAAAUAUGAGCCCGUUUUUGAACCUUAAUUUAAAGAGUCUUCUUUUAACUAACCCAUCAACCAUUGUAAUUGUGUGUCAUAUGAUCGGAAGCCUUUUUAGGAUAUUAAUGCAGAAAACAUACACAUUUCUUUUUUAUGAGAUAUACCUUAAUUUCUGAAAACAAAAACAACAAUGUUAAUGAAUCGAGAAAUACUUGGAGCUCUAUGGUUGACUGCGGUGUUAUUUCUAACGUCAGUCUCCGCUAAACCUCGACAUAUUGUUUUCAUCGUUGCCGACGAUCUCGGAUGGAACGACGUUGGUUUCCAUAAUCCUACUAUGAUCACUCCUAAUAUCGACAAGCUUGCCUACAAGGGCGUUAUCCUUAACAGUUCAUACGUCCAACCACUCUGCACACCGUCUCGAAACAGCUGGAUGACCGGCAUAUAUCCAUUCAAACUAGGAAUGCAACGCGGAGUAAUAAUAGCGGGUACGAACGAAUGUUCUCCGUUGGAUUUAGAAUUCUUCCCACAGAAACUGCAAAAACUUGGAUAUUCUACCCAUAUGAUAGGGAAAUGGCAUCUAGGUUCCUGCAGUUGGAAUUGUACACCAAUGUACCGUGGGUUCGACUCUUUCUUUGGCUAUUACGAGGGCAUGGAAGAUUACUACACGAAAGUUAUAGGACUUGGUAUUGAUUUUCAUGAAAACAAAAAACCUCUUAAUGAUACGACAUAUUCUACUUAUCUGUAUACAGAUAGAGCUAAAAUGGUUAUAAAUAAUCACAAUAAAUCGAAACCCCUGUUUUUGUACCUUCCGUUCCAAUCCGUCCAUUCUCCUAUUCAAGUUCCAAAACGAUUUGAGGAUAUGUAUCCCAAUAUCAAAACCCAACAAAGACGCCAGUAUUGCGGCAUGGUAUCUGCUCUGGACGAGGCUAUAGGCAACAUAACUACGGCGCUAACUGACAAUGGAAUGAUGGACGACACCUUGAUCAUAUUUACUGCCGACAAUGGAGGUAUGCCAACACAAUCUGGGAACAACUAUCCUUUACGCGGAGCCAAAGCGACAAUAUUUGAAGGAGGAACAAGAGCAGCUUCUUUCGUUGUUGGAGCUGGAGUAGAAAAAUCAGGCUAUACAUACAACGGAUUAAUGCAUGCUGUUGACUGGCAUCCUACAAUUGUUGCCGCCGCUGGUGGAACUAUUCCAGAUAACUCUAACGAAAUAGAUGGCAUAAAUCAGUGGAAAGCUAUAAGUACUGGAUCCGAAUCUAACAGAAAAGAACUGGUAUAUAACUUAGAUAGUUCCGAACAGCCAGGUUCUCAGGGACAUGCUGCGAUACGUGUUGGUGAUUUCAAGCUUAUUCAAGGAUAUCCGGGGCCGUUUAGUGACUGGUACAAACCUGACCAGAUUUAUUCAGACAUUGACGAUGAAUUAAAUGAAAACGAUUAUUAUGCAAGACUCGAUAUAGAAGAUGCAAAUAAACAAAGAUAUGAAUGGAUAAAAGAAGGAUUUAAACAUGGCAGAAAAUGGGCGGGAAAUGGCCUAUACAACCUUAAGAAUGAUCCAACAGAACAUGAAGAUGUUAGCAAAUUGCACCCAGAUGUUGUAAACCAACUGAAAGCGAAACUGGAUGAGUACAGGAAAAGUUAUGUUGAACCUAAAACUUAUGCGUAUGAUCCUCGUUCGGAUCCCCAAAAGUUCGGCGGAUUCUGGACACCGGGAUGGUGUUGAGGGAAUUUUUGCAAGUGCUUUUCAAUAUGCACACUAAUUACACAGUAAUUACACUGUAUUUAUUUUAAAAAUCUUAAAGUAAACUGUUGAAGUUUUAACCUGCAUCACUUGUAUAUGUUGAUGUUUAUAUAUAGAGACAAAAAACUGA
Mercenaria mercenaria is the source of this 2572-nucleotide messenger RNA. Its product is annotated as arylsulfatase B-like. The coding region runs from base 892 to 2424 and encodes 510 amino acids. Lineage: Eukaryota; Metazoa; Mollusca; Bivalvia; Venerida; Veneridae. The transcript has 2 exons. The record is from RefSeq and is a predicted model, not a curated record.